This is a messenger RNA of Bemisia tabaci, 5839 nucleotides long. Lineage: Eukaryota; Metazoa; Arthropoda; Insecta; Hemiptera; Aleyrodidae. The record is from RefSeq and is a predicted model, not a curated record.
CUCGUGGAACGAGAGGUUAGGAUUUGGCGCGGUGGCGGUGAAGCACAAGCAUGGUCAGCAUAUUGUUGUUUCGUUCAGCUGAACUAAUCAUAUUUACUUUGCUCGUUCUUAAAGAAGUUUCUCACGCAGACAAUGAGAUCUCUUGAUUUAUCCGCCGUUGUUUAAACCUUCAUAUCUAGAUCUACCUGUUUGAUAGCAGCGCGUGAUUGCCGGAAUCAAAAGUUCAUCCUCUUGCUGUUCCUGAGUCAUCAUAUUCUACUUAACGUUUUUGGUUCCCUCACUCCUCAUAUCACAGCAGCUCAUUCAGUGGUAUAGAAUCCUGCCAUGCGGUCAUCAGACGGAUAACACCUGUCAGCUACCGAAGUUCCCAGUGUCUUCAUUUAUCUGAUGAAGCUGUUACGGAAUACGCUCGGACACCGCUAAGAAGAAGUAUCGACACAUCACAGUGGUUCUUUCUCCAUUUCUCCUCUCCGUACCCUCUGGACGACGCUUCUUAUCGACUAGAAGCGAUCCCUUUCUCGUCCUUCCUUGUGUUAAAGAGGUAGGAAUCCAUCAUGAUCACCAAUACGGCCUUUGAGACUUAUGUGUGCUACUAUCCCCUUGGCAACACUCCACCUGUGUCUUUAGCACAAGACUUACCCCCAGAACAAGAUGCUGACAUCCUUUUAUUAGGAUGCGGUGAUGCUAGAAACAUUCUAUUCACUUGUUUUGUCGACAAUGCCCGACGAAUGGACGUAACAUGCUGUGAUAUCGAACCAGGAAUCCAGGCUCGGAAUGUUCUACUUUAUUCCUUGCUCAUUGACGACAAACUAAAUCUGAAUGUCGACCGUAUUUGGAACAUUUACUACCACUGGUCUUUAGACGAUGAUUCCGUAGAACUCCUCGAAACUCAGAUCGAGAAACUACUGCAGCAUUCAAAAUCCAUAGUUGAAUGGCAUAACUCAGUCUAUGGAUCAACUAUCCGUUUUUGUGACGAAAUGUCUCUUUCUCGCGUCAAGAGCUACUGGUCCAAUUUUUCUUCUCGAGGUCUCUCCCCCGCCAGCAAUGAAGAGAGACUGCGCCAGUUGAAAAACGCCCACGCCAGAGCCAAAUCCUUCAGGACUGAAAUGUUAAAUGGAGGUAUAAAUUUAAAUUAUUUUCGUGGUACACUUCCUGCCGCAUAUGCACAAGCCCCUCAAGACUUGUCGGAAAUCGCUGUUCAUUGGUGGACGCACGGUACGUUACCGCUACGUUCUGGACCAGCCUCGAAAAGCAUUCACCUAAACCCGACAUUUUUCUACUCCCCAAACUCAGCGCUAACGUUACACUUUGGAAUCUCGCCUCUUUCAGGAUUCCCUCUAAGUAUUGCGAAUACUCCGAUCGAGAAAACGUGCCCCCUCUCAAUAGAAAAAAAUGGUCUGUCGUCAAAGGACCGUCUCGUUGCAAGUGCCAAGUGCCUUUUCUCAAACUGGGCCUCAGCAUUCAGAAGAGUGUCAGGAAAAAAUGUAUUAAUUCGAAUCUUCUGCGGCGAUGCUGUUCAUUUCUGUUUCACUUUGGCCAGCGAAUGUGAUAAAAGUUCGCCGACCAAAUUUGACUGUAUCGAUACAUCGAAUCUAGGCGAUCCCCUGGGCCCAUUGAAUUUGCUAACUCUCGGAUCAGUUUUGCUGAAGAAACGUCCAUCCAGUAGUCUUUACACAGAGAUGCUGGUGCAGCAUUAUUCGAACGUCAAAGACCGCUUCACGGAAUCGAUGGGUUGUGAUGCACGCACCGUGGCAUUACUACUUGGACUUGUAUGUCCUGAUAUGUUCACAAAUGCAACAAAUUGUGUCGAGGAGGACACAUUAAAUAUAAAAUGUCUUCAAAGGAAGACCGGUAGAGGAGUAUCUCAAGAAAGAUCUCGUUUCCGCUGGAAGCGAAUCAAUAGUGAACCAAACGAAGCUGCCCACAUGCACGCCGAAGCUGAAACGCUCGCCAAAUUCUUCAUUGAUAUUCAUUAUGAAAUGUUCAGGUACGAAAGGCCCAUGGAGGCGUUUUCUGAAGCCAACACAAUGUUCGGUAAAUUCCUGACGAACAGCGCCAAUCCACGCUAUAAUCGAGGUAGUUUUGCAUUUCUGUUGAGCAUCGUGAAAUCCAACGUUUCUACUGAUUGGGAUAAGUGUUUAAAACUGAUUUGCGAUGAAGUCUGUAGGAGUAGAGUCAACCCGUUUGGAUCAUUUAAUGCAUCAGAUGAACUGCUCCUGCACAUGCGAUCUUUUGGAGUCUACCGCAGCGGAGCACUAAAGCUUGAACCCGAAGAUUUAAGCAAUGAUCUCAUUGCUCGCGCUCUUAACCUAAAUGAAAAGUCGCCAGAUACCCUCUGCGUCACUCUCCGAGUACCUAGAGAAAAUCUCAAAGUCAUCAUGAGUCGGAGAUGCUGUCCAAUCAUUGUGGGUAGUAUCACCGGUAAAGAUCCGAGAGGAUCACAAUGGGAAAGUUACUUUUCUUCGGUUCAUGUAGCGUUUGGUGAAUGGUCCGAGAGAAGCGACAAGAAUAGUUCUAAUCCUUGCUUUGUUGAAGAUAGUCGUCAGCAAUCGGGAACGUCAGACAUGUUUGUCUCAUUUUUUGUACCAACAAAGUUGCUGCUCAAAGCAAAACAUUCCGUCCCCGUGGUACGAUGUCAGUUACAGAGAACACAUACGAAUAUCGCUAACUUUAUGGAUGAACUGGGAUCUUCUGAUCUUUGCCUGGUUCGCAAAGAAAUCACAAGCAAUGAUGUGUCCAUUACUCAAUUUAUUCCAGGUAUGUCUGUGCUCCCCUCAUACCUGGCUUUGAAUUUAUCACGUACAACAGCAUCUGAUUUGGUGACGCUCCGUUUUUCUGACGAUAGCUCAAAAGUAAAAACGUUGGUCAAGCGAAUAGACCUACAAAGCGACGCAGCCAAGGUUUUGGCCGUGAAAUCUUCUCCCGUCAAAGUCGAAUUUAAGUCACCACUACUGGCAAUCGUUACUGUAGCAAACUCUUUUAAGUUUGAGUUUAGAUUUCCCUGUCCCGUGUCCGUCUCUAGCAACAAUUACAAGGUUAGAUUUGGCCGGACAUCGUCUUUUAUUGAGGUUGAGAGUCCUCUUUUAGACCCUUUGGAGGAAGACGUCGCGUCUUUUAUGUUUCCAACCUCUCUAACAAACGGAACAUCGGACGUAACCCUACCAACAUCAUGGAUCGCUACUUAUAUUGAUAUGGAUGCCAUGCCACAAAUUGAUAUAACGAACACUCGAAAAUUGGAGUGGUUAAAUCAUCAUUUAUUGCCUAUGCUUUUCAGGCGAGAGCGAUCCGCAGGAGCAAGCGACACGCGGACUGAGUUUAAGCGUAGCCUAUACUUUAUUCUUGCCAAAUUUACAGGCUUGCAAGGUAAGAAAGUAAACAUUUUUGGACUGAAGAAGAAGGAUUCUCCUGCGGAAACUAUAAUCAUCCCAUCUUGCCUUCGCCUGGACUUAGUAAACCACUCAGUCGUAUUAGAUUGCGCCGUACUCCCUCGCAAUCAUAUCAUGUAUAACGAUAAUCUUUUAGCAAUAUUCUUGAUGAAGAUUACUCCUACUACGUGCGCAAUAGAUGUCGGCGAAGCAGAGAACCGUGCGUGGAAAGCCCUUUUGCCUGCUUUCACCGAGAGGUGCCGCACGAACACCACAUGGACGCACGGACCUAAUUGUGAGUACGUAAAGAAAGGUGAGAUUCCUUUGGCUGCUGCGCUGAUUCAAAGCAACGUAUCACCUAUCUGCACUUGUGGUGUCGGAAAAUUUCCGGCCGAAGGUUUUCUCAGUAAACUGAAAGAAAAAUACCCCGAGUUGAAUCAUGUGCUUAAGCGAUAUGCCACGCGCGCCGCCAUCGCGCCAGUCUUCUCAGUUCCAUAUGUGGAGGAUGAUUUUUUGGCGGGAAUCAGCAGCAUCGUCAAAAGUAUGGGCACGAUUGACAUUUGUCAAUCGUGUGGAUGUAAUAAAAGGAAAAAUGACGAAGAAAAGCAGAACAGCUUGUUAACUUGUUCCAGGUGCAAGGCUGUCAAGUACUGUUCCACAGAUUGCCAAAAAGCAGAUUGGAAACUGCACAAAUUGUCCUGCGGCAAGUAAUGUCGCAUGCUAGAAAAAUCAGGAAGAACCCUGAAUCAUCAAAUUUGAAGAUCACGUGCCAUAGCAUCACACGUUGCAUUACAGUACUUCAAGUUAAUCGGAUAUUAUUUCUUCUGUGAUUCAGUAAGUUCCUCGUUUUUGAUUUAGGAUAAUGCGAUUGAAUUUAUCAGUGAGCAAAGCCUUGGAAGCUGAUUUUUUUAGUAUCUCGACGAUUCAAGCGCAUUCAGUAAAAAGAAACACAUCCUUAUACAAAUCCUUAUGCUUGUGGCUCCUUUUUUUGUGGAAUGCAGUCCACUUAUCAAAAUAUGUAUGGAUUUUUGUUCAAUUUUUCCGAUAUAUUCUCUCAUUUCUUUCUAAGGACCCAACUAAACUUUUCGUUUACAUUUUUUCUAUUUUAUCAUUCCUCUCUCUUUGAUUUUUCUUUCAAUUUUAAUCGGACUCCUCCAUUUUUCAUUUUUUUUACGUGAAUAGUAUGCCCGUGUGCCUGAAACAUUUUAUCAUUCUCAAAAUUUGUGUAAUCCACAGUAUUUUCUACUUAAGUGCGUCAUAUCUUGCCCGCUAAUUUUAUAAUUUUUACUUGAAUUUAUAUUUUAAUGACUCGUCUAUCAUUUUCAUUUUUUAUUUGCCUUUUUCACAUGAGCGAACAGUAUGUUCAUGCGUCUGAAAUAUUUUAUAAUUCUCAAAUUUUGUGUAAUUCUCAGUAUUUUUGAACUCGUAUCUACCUCUUUGCUCGCACUUUAUUACAACACCUACCUUGGUAGAUAUUUUAGUAAGAUCUUAACUGACACUUUAUUAUUACGAUAUACUUUUUCGUUUCCAAAUUGAAAAACUAUUGUAAUGCCUGUCUGUAAGGCCCCCGUUUGCCAUUUUCUAUAUUCUCAAUUCAUUGUUUGCUUUGGCGAUUCUGAGAAGUUGGCAACUCUGUUUUCCUCCACUUAAAUGUAUGUUAAACAAUCGAUUCUCGGGGAGGCAGCUUGUCUCACCUAAAAUCGAUAUUUUUAAUGGGUUUAAAUGAGGGAAAAACAAUGUUGCCAACUUGAAAAAUCUUCACUGAUCGUUUUUUUCUUCCAAUUCCCAUACUCUGUAAUUGCUUACGAAUUUUGUUUAAUAUUGCCGAAGCCAUGAGUGACAGUUGUUCCUCUAAAGGAUUUUAUAAAUGAGUCGACACUCCGCAGCUGCGCUUUCUAUGUUAACACUAUAUAUUUGUUAUUGGCAUUUUUUUCCUGUACUCUGUGUAUUUUCGUGCAUAUGUUCUUCCUCUUUGGUGAACACUGAAGUAUGUAACGAAAAUCAAGACCCUUAUGAGACUUAUUUGACCUCCGCUAAAUUUUUGUAUCAUUCUUUAUCCUUAUUUAAUGAUUUCCCCAUCAUCAUUUUUGUAUCACAGCAUGCUGCAUGGUGACGGUAGAAGUCUCUCGCAUACCAGCCAAUUUUCUGUGUCAAUAGUUUGUCAGUUUUCUCGUCCCGGUUUUGUGAAUUUUUUUUCAAUAUGAAUUAGUCACUCAAUAACCCAAAUGUGAUUGUCCCUAUCACCUUCAAUGGGAACUGAGCAAAAGCCCUUAGCCUAUCUCUCGAUGUAUGUCAUUUAAUUGAAAUACCAUAAUUUUGUUUUGUUUCGUUUUGUCCGCCAUUUUUUCAUAUUUUCAUUAUUAGUAUUGUGUUUAGAGAUUUUUUAUUAAGAAUUUAUUUUUUUACUGUUAUAUUCGUUGGAAUUAUAAUAAGUUUGACGUACCUAAUGAAAAUAUAAGCUAGAUAAUUUUUGA